Messenger RNA from Striga asiatica, 4368 nucleotides. The record is from the annotation of a GenBank genome assembly. NCBI's taxonomy places the organism in Eukaryota, Viridiplantae, Streptophyta, Magnoliopsida, Lamiales, Orobanchaceae.
CCAAAAUAGAUAUAACCAAUGGCCUCGCAUGUUGUUUUCAACAAAUUAGACUUCCGCUUACUCAACCACGUCACAGUGUCAGUAAAAAAGACUUUUAGCUAUAAACAAAGUACGAAAUAAUCAAAAUUACAGAAAAGAAAAGUCUUUUACUUUACCAUUACCCAAAAAAUCUACUUUCACCUCCUCCAUUAACCCAAAGCUCAAUCACUGGUUGAGCCAACUGUACGAGAUCCGCCGGCAACCUUCCGAUUUUUGCUGCGAUUCGAUGGUUGUCGAAUUGGUCUCUUGUGCGAUUCGUUUCUGUGGAACGAUCGAGGGAUUCUAGGGUUUUUCCGGGUGGUCGUUCCUUUAUCGAUGGUAAACAUCGAUACUUUGCUAGCUGUCGUGGCUCAGACUCAGGGAUUUGAAGACGAGGCGGUGAUUCCGGAAGAUGCUCCGUUGCGUGAGGCGGUGGUGGCGCCGGCGCCUGGGACGGAGAUCUGCGCCGUAGGGAAGAGGAAGAGAGGGCGGCCACCCAAGGGGCAGCAGCGGGUGAAGCCUCCGCCUCCGCAGCCCAAGCGGAGUAAAAUGGCGGAGGAUGAGGAGGAAGAGGACGUGUGCUUUAUCUGCUUCGAUGGUGGUUCUCUGGUGCUUUGCGAUCGCAAAGGCUGUCCCAAGGCUUACCACCCAGCGUGCAUUAAGCGAGACGAAGCAUUUUUUCGGUCAAAAGCUAAGUGGAACUGCGGAUGGCACAUAUGUAGUGUAUGUAGGAAGGCUUCUUAUUCUAUGUGCUACACGUGCACCUAUUCGCUGUGCAAGGGGUGUACUGAAUAUACAGAUUAUGUACGUAUCAGAGGAAACAAGGGAUUUUGCUCGACCUGCAUGAAAACCAUCAUGCUGAUUGAGAAUAAAGACCAACCGAACAAUGAGAUUAAGAUAGAUUUUGAUGACCAGACUAGCUGGGAGUAUCUUUUCAAGGUCUAUUGGGUAAUCUUAAAGGAGAAGUUGUCAUUGACACUGAACGAACUUACUCUAGUUAAAAAACCCCAGAAAGACGUGACUGCUGUUGGUUAUAUACCCUCGAGAAGUAUUUUGAUUCCAACUGCAGUUAGUGUAGAAAUUCCUGUUACUUGCAGUAGUACAGAUGCUUUGGAUUCGAAGAAGUCCGAUGUAGAAAAUGAUUUGCCACCACCAACCGAUCCCAACAAUGCCGAAACACUAAAUGACGGAUUCGGGAUAGUUGAGCUCACCAAACAAAGCAUGGACAAAGCCAUGCAAGAAACAGGCAUCGAGGAAGCCACUGAUGAGCCAGGGAUUGAGAGAGAUCAAGACAAUUUAAAUACUACCAAAGAUACUAACAAGCCGUGCAUCUGCAAAAACACAAAUGAGGGAUCAGGAAAAUCAGGAGUCGCGCAUUGUACUGAAUGGGCAACGAAGAACCUCUUGGAAUUUGUUGCACGCAUGAAGGACGGUGACGUUUCGGCUAUGUCGAUAUUUGGUGUGCAAACAUUAUUGAUCGAAUACAUAAAUCGAAACAACCUUUGGGAUCGCCGUCGAAAGAGUCAGAUCAAAUGUGAUCCUGGGCUCAAAAGCAUAUUCGGAAAGGCGCGUGUUGGUCACAUUGAAAUGUUGAAGCUUCUCGAGUCUCACAUUCUUGUAAAGGAGGAUUGUCAGAAUGAUUCUUCUAUUCCUGCUGGGUUUGUAAGUUCUGUUAGAAGUGAUGGGGAGGUUGAUGAAUUGGAAGAAGAUGUCAAAAGUGGUGACAGCAGUAAAAAGGGUAAAGAAGAAAGUUCUGUCCAGGCACAAGAUAGUACAAACGACAACGCAGAUGCGGGCGAAUCAAAUAGUCCGGACAACUACACGAAUCAAGAAAAUACUAAUAACUUGACUACCAACGGUACAAACGAUCAAGACAUGCAAAGGUCUGAUUUAGAUACCUCGACUGCCACUGCCUCGGUUGAAAACUCCCCGUCUCCAAACAUUACAGAAAUCGAGAAACUGUGGCAUUAUCGUGACCCUGACGGCAAAAUUCGUGGACCAUUUUCCAUGCUGCAGCUGCGUGAGUGCAGCACGACUGGACUAUACGCACCCGAUAUGAGAAUAUGGACAUAUGACGAACAAUAUGACUCGGUAUUUCUCACAGAUGCCUUGAGUGGAAGAUUUAAUGGAGCAUCUGAUUCAUCGAAUUCGGUCUCACAGUGGGAGGAGAGGGGCAGUGGGGAAAUCAAGGUAAUAAUUGAAGGUGCAAAUGUGAGUGGUGAAGAAAGUGAAAAGGUUGACACUCCUAGUAACGAUGCGAGUGUUUCAUCCAAAAAUGAUGCUGGAGCUUUGGAGGUGGAUAAUUUCAGUUCUUCUCCACGCUGUUGGGAUUUCCUUACGGAUAAUAGUAAUCAUACCGAUAAUUCGGAUGUUAAUAGUGAUGUCCAAACACAUAGGUUGCUUCCUCCACCGAGACUUGAGGAAAAACAUGAAUUACUAAUGACUUGUGGCCAAGAGUGUGAAAAUUUUCCCCACGCUGAACCAGAACAUGGAGAAAUUGAAAAAAGUUCAACCGGGCUCCUUCAGAACCCGAUCGCCAGUGGACGUGAAGUUCAGAAUGUAGAUAAUAAUUUGAAAUCUUUAAAUAUUGAUCUGAGCUCAAAUUAUACGGGACUGGCAAAAUUGCCCGUUUCAGAUAAACAGGUUCAAACCGUUGGAUUCCUCGAGCUACUGAGUUCUGCGCCGAGGCCUGACCACUUGACAGACACCAAGAAUCCCGACUUUGCAAAUUUUCCCGUCCAAAUCUCGGAAAUGGUGAACGAGCUGUGUAAAUUCCCGUUUGCAUUCUCGUUGAAGCCUCCGGAAACUACAUGCCAGGAACACGCUGUCGCCACCUCAGCAGCCCCCUCCAACCCCCCACCACCGAACAUGGCCAGCUGGCUAGCAAGCGCAAACGAGCCCAUCGAGUUUGAUGCUCUGGGUGAGGAGUCGGUUUCGGAUCUGCUGGCGGAGGUCGAUGCCAUGGAAUCUCGGGGGGAUCCGCACUCUCCUUCAGCCGCCAGUAAAUUCGCCCGCGAGUUCCUCGAGGACUGUAAGGACGAAUGCUUCGGUUCGAUCGAGGAGUUGGGCGUGAAAAACGACGCCUUGAUGAGGCAGGAGAGGGAGACGAAUGCGCCAGGUGGCGUGGGUUCAGGCCCACCGGACAUCUGUGUGGGCCCAGGUUUGGGCUUGGGCUGGGACGGGCCGAGGAAGUAUGGGUUGCGGGCCCAGUGGGGGAGGUCAAUGGCGAAAGGGCAGAGGGUGUGUAAAUUCUAUGAGAGUGGUCAUUGCAGGAAGGGGGCAUUUUGCGAUUACCUGCACCCAGCGCAUGUCGAGACAUUGCAGAUGCUAAAAUCGCCCGAAGAGCGUAGCAGAAGAAUUUCCGAAACCCCAGAGUUGCACUUUGAUCCAAAAAUGAAUCCGAAUUAUGAAUCGGAUAAAGAAGAUACCAAAAGUGCCGAUGUUAGUAAAGCAGAUAAAGAAGAAAGGACAGUCUGUACACGAAAUAGAGCGAGAAAGAAAAUCAAAUCCUUGCAAAGUUCUGUAUUAGAGACCUCACCAACACAUCCCUCAGUGGAAAACUCUCAACCGAAAAGUAUAAUCGAGACUGAGAAUCUCUGGCACCAUCGAGAUCCCAACAGUAAGAUUCAGGGCCCGUUUUCGAUGAUUCAGCUGAGAAAAUGGAGCAUGACCGGACUUUUCCCAGCUGACAUGAGAAUAUGGACGAAUCAUGAACAGUAUAAUUCGCUGCUUCUCACGGAUUACCUGGCCGGAAAAUUCCAUUUAGCUUCAGACACGUCAAAUUCUUCAGGCAUACAGAACGAGGAAGAAGAAGUGCCUACAGAUGAAAUUAGGGUUCUAAGCGAGAUUACAAGUGUCAAUAACGGACACAGUAAUCGAGCGAGUGAAAGUGAAAACGGCAAAAAGAGCGAAACCGGGCCCAUCAUGGAUGUACUAAGCCCAAACCUGCCGAAGCCAGCCGAAAUUGAGCCCGCACUGCCUGUGGAAAUUCAAAUCCCAAUCCACAGCCUCGAAAUUCUCGAGCUGCUCGGUCGCACACCGAGACCCAAUAAUGAGAAUCAUGAGUUCAUGAACUUCCCGGGCCCAAACCCGGCCCAAACGUGGAGCAGCGGCCCAUCCAAGAUGAGCGAGACGAUCGAGUUCGAUUCCCUCGGCGAGGAGUACGUUUCGGAUCUGCUCGCUGAGGUAGACGCCAUGGAGUCGAAACAGCAGCAGCAGUGUGGGACCCGCCUCUCUUCCCCGACCUCGGCCAUUAAAUUUGCCCGAGAGCUGAUGGAGUACUGCCGGGACGAAGACGACUGCUUCAGCUCGACAGGUGGCGAACAGCUGUCAGCCCGUUCGAUUUCCUGA